AUGUAUAUGAAUGUAAGGGUGGGUAGAAGAUUCACUUCUAACGUACCGUCUUUUAUACCAAGAUAUAAGUUUCCCAAAUACAAUAUGGCUCUUACCGAUUUUAAGGGACAUCAACUCAAAGCUCUUAGAAGAUUUGAGAGAUUGGUACCCCAAAUGAACAUGAUAAUAGAACUACGUGAUAUUCGGGCUCCAAUAUCGACACGAAAUGUAAUUUUCGAUCGCAUUGCAAGAAAGGAACACAAUAUGUUGAAGUUAGUGGUAUAUACUAGAAAAGAUCUUAUGCCUGGCWACAAAACUUAUGUAGAUAGGUUAAUGCAAUGGCAUGAGGAGCUAGGGGAAAAGUUUGUUUUACUAGAUUGUCGGGACAAAACUGACGUCAAGAACUUAUUAAAGAUUCUAGAAUGGCAAAAUUACGAGCUAGAAAAAGAAGGUGGCUACUUGCCCAUGGGGUACCGAGCACUGAUUACUGGUAUGCCCAAUGUUGGGAAGUCUACUUUGAUAAACAGUUUAAGAGCGAUCUUUCACRAGCAUGAUCGAGAUAGUACGGGAGGGAAACACAGAAAAGUGGCAAGAACUGGUGCUGAAGCUGGUGUUACAAGAAGCACAAGUGAAGUCAUUAGAGUAGCUUCGAGGACGGCCGAAUCCAAAAAUGAAAUUUAUCUUAUAGACACCCCAGGUAUCGGUGUUCCUGGCCGAGUUUCAGAUCAUAACAGAAUGCUUGGUCUAGCAUUAUGUGGUAGUGUUAAGAACAAUUUAAUAGACCCGAUAUUCCAGGCAGACUAUCUUCUAUAUCUAAUGAAUUUACAGAACUUCUAUGAAAGGAAAAAGGAACUCUAUCCCGGAAGCAAUGAUUCACCUACGAACGAUAUAUAUGAGGUCUUGCAGAGACUUCAAGUAAAUAAGAACCAGAACGAGAAAUCAAUAGCUAUUGAAUGGACUAAUAAAUGGAGACUACAAGGAAAAGGUAUCAUAUUCGACCCUGAGGCACUGUUGGGUAACGAUGAGUUUUCGUAUAAAAAGUAUGUAGAUAGCCAGUUGGAAAAGCUAGGCGAGCUCUCAUACGAAGGGUUAUCUGACAGACUAAGGGGAAACCCCAAUCAAAUAUUUUAG
This is a messenger RNA of Saccharomyces eubayanus, 1110 nucleotides long. RefSeq names its product putative GTPase MTG1 (gene MTG1). The record is from RefSeq and is a predicted model, not a curated record. Bases 1 to 1110 code for a protein of 369 amino acids. Gene Ontology annotation, molecular function: GTPase activity; GTP binding. The transcript has a single exon. Gene Ontology annotation, cellular component: mitochondrion. NCBI's taxonomy places the organism in Eukaryota, Fungi, Ascomycota, Saccharomycetes, Saccharomycetales, Saccharomycetaceae.